Messenger RNA from Didymodactylos carnosus, 1242 nucleotides. NCBI's taxonomy places the organism in Eukaryota, Metazoa, Rotifera, Eurotatoria, Philodinida, Philodinidae. The record is from the annotation of a GenBank genome assembly.
AUGAUGAAAUUUCCAUUAACUACUAAUGUUUCUUCUCCGCCAAGUUUGCCCCUAUUCGAUAUCUCAAAAUUUUAUAUUCGAAAUAAUUUUGCCAUAACAAUUGAUGGAAGCAUUCUAACUGCUUUAAUAUUUCUUUUUCACAGUCGUGUAAUCGUUUGGUCAUUUAUCAAUGGAUUAACAAGUGUUUUGGAUAUAGAAUUAUCCGAUUAUACUAUAGUUUAUUCUACCAUCGUAUUAUCAUAUCUUUUAGUUCUUGAUUCAAAUAAUAAUGUCUAUAUUUAUUCGAUUGAAACAGGUGUUAAACAAUGCCUAUUUAAGACGAUAUUUGAUUCUUCUGUUUACAUUCAUUCAUUUGAAGAGUCUUUUUACAUUCUCGACAGCUGUCACUCAACUUUAUCGAAAAUUGUAAUCACCGCCGAUGGUAAUCCUACAUUAAUAUAUCUAACUGAACUAAAAUUUGAGUAUAAAACAAUGAUUAGUACAGUUACUCAAUCAAAAUUAGCUAUUUUAGCUGACAAUUAUUCCAGCUUGGCUCUAUACGAUAUGGUCACUCAAACUCUUGAGUACAUAUCAACUGCAGAUCAUUUAUUAUACGAUAUUCGUAAAAUUUAUGGUAUGACAAAUAAUGCGACGAUUAUUUUACAUGAUAAUACAAAUCAUUUUCGUAUAUGGAAUACUGAAACAAAUGUUCAGCCUCACAUAAAACUAGGCUAUGCCGAUAUUUAUGAUCUGAAAACGGAUCGAUUUGUUAAAUAUAAGCGAAACACUACUAACGGAAUUCAUCAUCAACUCGUCACCUAUGAUCUAAACCGUAAACUGAGAGGUCAAAUUACGAUAAAAUCAAAAUGUGACAAGUUAUGUUUAAAUGAGAGUGGAACAUAUUUAUUUGUGAUUGAUAAAGAUACUAGACAACUAUAUAUGUUUCGGAUAGAAGAUGGAAAACAAAUUGGAAAGCUAUUUAUCGAAAAUAUACGUGAAAUAAGAGCAACGAAUGAUUAUUUAAUUAUAUCAAAAUCAAAUACAUUAUUAGUAACAAUGAUUGCUGAUCCAAAACUUGAAAAUAUUCAUAAAAUCAUUCAAACACUGCCAAGCAGAUCAGAAUCCGAUACCGUAAGACAAAGUUUACCUUUAAUAACAAUAAAACCAAAAGAUUGGUCCGAAUAUUAUUGCACUGAGACAAAAUGGAUCAUCGAUGAAUUUUCGUCGUCAAAGAUUUAUGAUGGUAGAAGCGAUAUACUAUAG